UGUAUGUAUGUGUGUGUGUGUGUAUGUGUGUGUAUACACCUCUAUCGAAGCUCGUUCCGUUUUAUCAGUAGCGCGACUCCGGACGAACGAACGAACGGCGCGGCGAACGCGCUGUCCCACAUUUUCAGUCGCACGUACGCGACAGUGCAUACCGCAGGUGCCUGUCAAUCGUUUCUCUGCUAGAUACAUAUAUUUCAGUCUCGGAUUCGCGUAUAGAGAUCGGGCAGAAUCGCUGCGAGCCUCGUCGUACGCGGCUGCACCGUCGAAGCGACGAUGAUGUUUCCGGAAGCGAGGGAUUUUUCAGCCACCGUCGUCGUCGCUCGCCGCAGGUGCGUCGAACGGUAAGAUCGAGAUCGAACGAUCGCACCUGAACGGAGUGCACGCCAUAGAAUCCACCUCGAUUUAGAACGUGUGCGUGUGUUACUAUGUGUGUAUGUGCGUACGCGUUUCGAUCAUGUCAACCGCCGCAGGAAAGUGAAGAUAGUCCGUUAUUCCUGUCCAAUGUAAGAAAGGAGGAAGAGAAAAGACAAAAGGAGAAACGGAGGAAGCGAUAAAUUUCGCGUUAACCACGAAGCCAAUUUAACCGAUCGUCAUGGAAAACGAGGACUUUGGUUUCGCGAGAAGGUCCGAUAACGUUCUGAGAAUGAUGCACAUUGUUAGCAACGAACAAACGGUCGAUAAUAAUACAAUUCGUAACGAUGGGCAACGAAUCCGUCCUUCAUCUAAGACGUCGGAAGUCGGUGGUGGUGGAUCAACGACUUCAGCGCCUCCGACCAGAGCCGGAAGCGAGGGUCGUGAACGCGCUUCAACCGCCGCCGGCUCAGUCGUGCCCGACACGCCGAACAUACCGAACGUGGUGGAGUAUCAUCUCAAGCCUAUAUCAACGACGAAACACUGCCGACGCGAUAACAUUCCUAGGGACCAGUCUCUGGAAGAAAUGAAGAAGGAGAAGAAUCCGGUAUCCUUCGAUGAUAAGAAGAAAGAUUUUGUGUCAAAGUUAUCGCGUUUGUCCAUCGACAAUAAUGUUUUCGAAGGAUCCACCGAUCUGCCGCAAGUGUUUCAGGUGAAAUAUUUGGGGUCCCACGAUGCAAGAGGCCUCUGGGGCAUCAAGCAUACGAGAAGGCCCGUCGAUAAUAUGGUUUCUGCUGCAAAGGCCUUGCCGACCAACACAAUGCUUCCUCUUAUCAAACUGGUGGUCUCUCAGGAAGGAGUUACCUUGCUGCCGAUAGAUAAGAGAAAGCAGGAUGCCAAUUCCAGGAUGUAUCCUAUCGAGACGAUCUCCUAUGGGGUGCAAGAUCUCGUUUACACUAGGGUCUUCUCUAUGAUAGUCGUUCGCGAGACGGAGAACUUCAGAAGGAUCUCGCCGUUUGAGUGUCACGGUUUUGUUUGCGAGUCCAAGUAUUAUGCAAGGCAAUUGACGUACGCUCUCGCAACAGCCUUUGAAAUGUACUCCAAAACCGUGAAGGCUCAGGAGAAACUGGCCGAGGUUACCGGGAACAACAUCGCUAGAAAGAGAUUCGCGAUCGACCUGAGAAGUCCCGAAGAGAUCGAAGCGGAUCUCACGAUGGAUUCCGAGGCGUAGUUUGAAAAGUCUUUCGUUAUUUAAUAGACUAAAAUAUGAAUAGGUAUGAAUUUUUAGUCAGAAAAAUUUGGGGAAUCUUUGAUCUACGUAAAAGAGUAAAAAAAGAGUUCAAUAUAAAUCUGUGGGAUCGAAAUCGUCUUCAAAGAAUUCGGUUUAAUUCUAACACGAUAUAGAAUAGAUAAUUAUUUUAUAAUCCGAAGAAUAUUUUUUGAGAAAGACAACACACACACACACACACACACAUAUACAGGGUAGAAAAUACAUCAUUAGAUUUCCAAAUAAAUAUCACCAUUUCUUUUAUCACAUCACAGGAGAAUGCAGUUAUAUUAAGCUACUAAUUAUUUUUUUUAUAGAUACUUUGUAUAGUUUUUAUAAACAUUUAUAUACUGUUGUUUAAAAAAUUUACAUAAAACAAUAUAUUUUUUUACAAUGAAAGAGUUAAUUCGACGCACAUACACACACAUACACAUAUACAUAAUGAAAAGAAGAUUUAAUAUAUAUUUUUUAUUGCUUGGAAAUAGGUUUAUUGAAGAGAAUAUGUAUUUAGUAAUUAUAUAUUUUUAAUACAAAUGUAGAAAAGUUUUUUAAUAAGUUUAUAUGUAAAUAUUCGUAGAUACAAUUAGAAUUAUUAUAUUAAGUAAAUAAUUGUAUAUAUUAAGUGCAACAUUUUUUACUAAUAUCUCGAGCGUAACACGUUCUGUUUAAUAUAUUUUAAUUUCUUCGAAAAGAGAUGAUUCGCUACAUCGUAAAAAAUCAUGUCUUAACUUAUACAUCUUUUUUAAUAUGGUUUAAUGACGCAAACGUUUUGGAUUUAUAUUUGUUUAUUUAAUUUUUUAAAUUGUAUUUAUAUGCACAUUACGAAUCGGCAAUUCCAAUACAAGAAGGAAGAAAUAUUUAUCGUUAGAGUGUUGUUAUGUGGAUAUGAGUGUUCUUGUACAAUUGUUGCUUAUUUUAUUAUUUUAUCGGCAUUGCGAAAAGCUAGAUAGGCUUCGCUUAUCUGAGAUGAUAGCUAGAUAUCCAAAGAUAUCGAAUAGAAAAAGAUGGAACGCGCGGGAGUUGUGGAUGAUGUUUCAAACGUCGCGACUUGUGCGAUUUCACGAAAAUUUUGCGAUGAUGAUCGACGAAUCGGACGAUGAUUUUGGAUUUACUUCUUAGCCGUUUUACGUGUGCAUGUGUGUUUCUAGUUUAAGUUCAAUAUUCCGAAACUACAUUUUAAUAUUAGCGCAAAAGCUAUAUAGAAUAGUAACAGAAAAUUUUCUGUUAUUAUUUAAUGCGUUUUUAUAUUUUUUAAUUGUUUUAUAUUAAGUUCACAAGAGACCAAUAUCGACACAUAUCAAUGCAAAUGCAUAGUGUUGUCAAUAACACUUUCUUAUCGCCGUGUAUAUAUUGCUUUAUUUCAAUUAGUAGGUUUUUUCUGAUUCUUUUUUUAUUACGUUUGCGAGGCUAUCGCGUCACGAUUCUUGUGCACUUUAGGCUUGGGACAUUCGUGUAACGCUUUUUCUUGUAUAAUCAUGGUCUUGUAUUCUAGAUAUCAGUAUUAGAUGAUUAUAUUUGUUGGCCUGUACUUAUAUACUAUUAGCAAUAAAAAAUAUCUUUUUGCGUCACUGUAAACAAACUUUUUUUGACAAUAAUUAUUAUUAAAGUGUUCCGUCGUUAUUCUUGUUUUUGCAAAGAUAAAAAAAAGCUAUUAUCUUUUUUGCAUCUUUCAGUUUAUUCGAUUAAUAAUUACAGAUAUAAGCGUUUAAUUUUUUUGCACAUAAUUACGAGAAAUACGACUUAUUUUACUCGUAUUCGACUGGCUCUGUACAGAAAUUUUAUUUUACACACGCGUCAUUAUGUUAUAUUUUAUAUCGACAAUAAUUUAAACUUUAGCCUUAUGUAUUUGCUAUUAUGAGCGCUCUUACAAAGAUGAUAAGCGAUCUAUAAGCGAUUAUCUUAAUGAUUAAAUGAGCAUUUAGUCAAUCUUAAUCGGUGUAAGCUAAAAUUUUAUUCUUAAGCUGAGAUAUUGGCUAGCCGUAAUUACGAUAUUUUAUAGAACAAUUCCUUUCAAAUGAGCGGAGAAAAGGUGUAUUUUUAAUUAUGCCGGAACAACCUUUCUCGAUCUAACAAUCUAGAAUUUUUCGAAAAUGAUUUUUUUGACACCGUUUCCAAUUCAGAAGUCUUUGUGGUGUUUUCCUUUCCUCGUUCCUGAUCUGCCUCCUCUUCCUCUUCCACUUCCUUGCCAAUCUCCUCGUUCAAAACGUAAUAUUUCUCCGAUUCCUCGCAUGGUAUCGAACUUUCUGUCCGUGUGCAUACAAAUGUCGCCUGUAAAUCAAAAGUAAGGAAUAUUGUACAAUAUUAUUAAUAUACCUUUGUAAUUUUGAACAAAACAGGUCAGCAAAUAAAUAGCCAUUGUUUAACAUCAGCAUGUUCU
Formica exsecta is the source of this 3995-nucleotide messenger RNA. RefSeq lists its product as uncharacterized. The transcript is spliced from 5 exons. The record is from RefSeq and is a predicted model, not a curated record. The coding region runs from base 593 to 1582 and encodes 329 amino acids. Lineage: Eukaryota; Metazoa; Arthropoda; Insecta; Hymenoptera; Formicidae.